AUAUAAUUCAAGGAAAAAACAAUCAAAGCAUUUAUCAAAAGAAAGAGAGAGAGAGGUUGAGAGACGAAAGACGGCUCAGUAAACAAAGUUAAAGUAGAUAAACUCAUAAUUAACAAACAUUAAUAUCCAUCUUCUCAUCCACCUAUCUAUACGCACAUAAAUACAUAUCUUAAUAUAUCUUCUUUUGAACACAAAAGAGAUAUAUACAACGGAAAAAGAAUUUAACCUUGAACACAUUGAAUAUCGAAAACACUUUUGUAUAAUUAAUCUAAAUAAUCAUAGUGAUAAUUAGAGUAAUUAGAAUUUGAGAAGUAAAAAAAAAAAAGAAAGGAAGAGAAUGCAAAAAUCUUUACGUGCAAAUGAACAACAAUUAUACUAUUUAGUGAAUAAAGCACGUGAAAAUGGUAUAGCUAAAUUAUGUGGAAAUUUAUGGAAGAAAAGUUUAGAUACUGGUAAAUGGCAAUUACGCUACUUCAUUCUUUAUCAAAACUUGUUAUUCUACUUUGAUUGUGAACGCGCUGAACGACCAUCUGGUGUCAUAUUUCUUGAAAGCUCAUACUGUCAACCCAAUGUGAAUUUAAAAUCUAGCCGAGAUGAUAAAAUUGGUGGACAGCAAGGGCAUUGCUUUACAAUAUCAUAUCGUAAAGAAGGCGUUCGACAGUAUGAUCUACGCGCAGACACUGAAGAAGAAUGUUCCAUGUGGGUUGAAGCGAUCAAUAGUGCAAGUUUCAGUAAACUUUUAGAGUUAAAACAAGAAGCUGAACAAAAGCAGUUACAUCUUUCACAGAUAUUAGAAACAGAACUGCGCGCUAAUUUCAGUAAACUUUUAGAGUUAAAACAAGAAGCUGAACAAAAGCAAUUACAUCUUUCACAGAUAUUAGAAACAGAACUACGCGCUAAAUGGCACUAUGUAAAACAAAUUGAAGAAUUGACAGCUGAAAUAAAACAAUUAAAAUAUGAGUUUAACGAAUAUCGCAUUGACCGCCGAUUCAAUCUAGAGUUAGAAAAUGAAUCAGAAGAGUUGAAAAAAAUCAAAAAGGUCCAAUCAUUUUUUCGUGGUUGGUUAUGUCGUCGUCGAUGGAAGCAUAUUGUUGAAGAGUAUAUACGUUCUGAGCAUGCAGAAUCAAUGCGUAAACGUAAUAGUAUUGUAUUCGGCCUUGUUGAAUGUGAAGAUGAAUAUGUUCAACAAUUAUCCAUCCUGGUUACAUGUUAUCUAAGACCAUUUCGUAUGGCAGCCAGCUCUAAAAAGCCGAUUGUUACUCAUGAAGAUGUGAAUUCAAUAUUUUUAAAUGCGUAA
Messenger RNA from Trichobilharzia szidati, 1297 nucleotides. The record is from the annotation of a GenBank genome assembly. Lineage: Eukaryota; Metazoa; Platyhelminthes; Trematoda; Strigeidida; Schistosomatidae.